Molecule: messenger RNA, 981 nt
Organism: Coccidioides posadasii C735 delta SOWgp
Lineage: Eukaryota; Fungi; Ascomycota; Eurotiomycetes; Onygenales; Onygenaceae
Source: RefSeq, a predicted model, not a curated record
AUGACUCCGCCUCCCAGUACCAGUUUCUCCCCAUCAGACAUCCUCCCUGCAACUCUCUCUCGCCUGCUAGCCCUUUACCCAAACACUGCCCGCAACGUAUACCAGGCCAAGCUGGAAGCAAAAUCAAAGGCUUCUAAAAAUGACAUUGACGAGCAAGUCCGGUCAUUCGUAGACCUGGACAAUUGGCGCUACGAAGUCCUCCCCGCCACGUUAAAGCAUAGGGCAGAGGGACAAGGCCCGUCCAAAGCGAGGCCGGCGAAGCGCGUCAAGAAAGCGGCAGACGCUUCCGAUGAACUGCGCCUCAAGAAAGAUGAACUGGUGCAGCUGAUGGAAUGGAAACUAAAGCAUGGCUCCUUUAGGCCAGCGCUGAUGAACCUCAUCCGCUCAAACCCGGAGCCCGCGAUCUACACCGCAACCAGCAAUGCAGCUUCUUCCUUGCCAACAACUACCGUUGGCAGUGAUACUGAUGCCGAUGCUUUCUUCCCUUCCCUCAGCCUCGAGGUUCUCACCAAGUCCCUCCGCGGCGUGGGCCCUGCCACCGCAUCACUGAUCCUCUCCGCCAGCACCGCAGGCGGAAGCGCCAACCAAGUCCCCUUUUUCAGCGACGAGAUGUACUGGUGGCUGUGUUCGCACCGGUAUCCUUCACCAGCAAACCCUGCAGGACCAUUAAAGCCUCCGCCAAAGCUAAAGUACACUAUGAAGGAAUAUCGGGAGCUUUGGGGCUGUGCUCGGGAGCUUAAAGCACGCCUUGACAACCUGGAUGGUAAUCAUCUUUUUUCAAUGCAAGAUAUCGAAAAAGCCGCCUUUGUCAUCGGUCACUUCGAGUGUUCCGGCUAUGCUACUGCUGCUGCGAAUCCUGAUCCCAAAACCGCUUCUUCUAAAGCCGCCAAUGAGGGUGAGGAUAACGAGCAGCCUGUAAUUCAAGAAACUGAUGUUGGCAACAAGGAUGGAAAGCCAAAGAAGAGAAAAAGGAAGCACUGA